Ipomoea nil (Japanese morning glory) is the source of this 4045-nucleotide messenger RNA. RefSeq lists its product as uncharacterized. The transcript has 6 exons. The record is from RefSeq and is a predicted model, not a curated record. The coding region runs from base 943 to 3729 and encodes 928 amino acids. Lineage: Eukaryota; Viridiplantae; Streptophyta; Magnoliopsida; Solanales; Convolvulaceae. Gene Ontology annotation, molecular function: metal ion binding.
CUGACUUUAAUGAUCUUGCUACUUGCAAUUUGUGCUUAUGAAAUCCUUACUGGCUGGCUGCAUUUAUGAAGAAAAAAAUGAAGCUUUUGUGAACAGUGAAAAUGGGAAUUAAUUUGGAAAAAAACAAAAGUGUGGUCAUAUUUUUUUGGGGAAGACAACUGCAAUGCAAUGGAAUGGGGAGAGGGAAAAAAAGUGGUAAAAGAAAGCAUUGGGAAAAUGUCUUCUCACACUCGUACACAGUAAUGGUGUUUUCUUUCUUUUCUUCUUCUUAGAAGAAUUUGGACUCCCUUUUCUUCCCUCCUCUUUGACUCAAUCUAACAACGCUUCUCCGCCGGAGUUAAUCUCUUUCUCUCUCUCCAUAUCCGCCUCCGUCUGUAUUCUUCUCCGGCCGCCGCCGCCGGAAUUUUUGAAUUUCCCUGGUGGGUCAGCGGGAACGCCGAUAAAGACUCUCUUUUUUCGGUCACCGGAGGGUACUAACAAUGUGGGCUGCGCUUUGCCGGUAGGGAAAAGGUAACGGUGGUUUCCGGUGAAGCUCUCCAGAUCUGUGGGUAUUCACAGAAGAGUUGAAAGGUGGAGGCUUUUUAAGCUAGGGUUCCGGUAAUUGGGUGGUGGUCUGAGGAAGCGUGCCCCGGCGUCGCCGCCGUGGCUGAUGAUGACCGGAGAUUUUGAGGGCGGAAGGUGGUUCUGCGCUUCUUCAUGGAAUGGCGGAUCGUGACAUUUUGCAGGCAUUGGGUGCUUUAAGGAAAGGUGGUCAUUUUCCGAGAUAUGGGCUCAAGGGAAGGCCUAAGUUUUGUCCAUUUCGACUUUCUAAUAUUAUCGGCCUUGUGGAUUUCUCUGAUUGUGUUCAUAACUUUGGAUUUCUUCACGUGCUGAGAGAGACCGUGCUGGAAAAAGAACUGUGAGGUUUUCGAAUUGCCUUGUUUCUUACUUGUAACUGUGAAAAUGUCAAUCAGUCCAAGCUCGAAUUCUUUUAGUGCUAAAAGGGAAAGUAGCUCUUCUUGGGCUUCUAUUGGUUCUAACCCAAACGUUUCUCCUAAGCACUCUCGAGCUGAUUCCAGGAGUUCACAUUUGUCUUUGGAUCAAAUGAGUGCACAAAAUAUGCAAGUAAAAGCUUCUAAUUCGGAUGUGCUUAGGGUUAGUGUUUCGAGUGCCCCCAGCACUUCUAGCCAUGGUUCUGCUCCAGAUGAUUACGAUGCUUUAGGUGAUGUAUAUAUAUGGGGUGAGGUAAUAUGCGAUAAUGUUGUCAGGGUUGGUCCCGAGAAGAAUGCUAGUGCUUUAAACACCAGAACCGACAUUCUUCUUCCGAGGCCUUUAGAAUCCGAGGUUGUGCUGGAUGUAAAUCAUAUAGCUUGUGGUGUAAGGCACGGUGCCCUUGUGACUAGGCAAGGCGAAGUUUUUACGUGGGGUGAAGAGUCCGGUGGGCGGCUUGGCCAUGGUGUCGGGAAGGAUGUUACUCAGCCCCGCCUCGUUGAAUCUUUAUCUUUUCGUAGCGUUGAUUUUGUUGCGUGCGGUGAAUUUCAUACUUGCGCUGUUACGAUGGAUGGCGAGCUCUAUACAUGGGGAGAUGGCACGCACAAUGCUGGGGUUCUAGGUCACGGUUCUGAUGUUAGUCACUGGAUACCUAAGAGGGUUUCGGGUCCUCUCGAGGGGCUUCAAGUCUCGAUGAUAUCUUGUGGCCCGUGGCAUUCCGCCUUAAUCACAUCAACCGGGCAGCUGUUUACAUAUGGCGAUGGAACAUUCGGUGUGUUAGGACACGGGGAUAGAGAAACCGUUUUGUUUCCCCGAGAGGUUGCUUCUCUGUCGGGAUUAAGAACGGUUUCGGUUGCGUGUGGCGUGUGGCACACGGCUGCUGUUGUGGAGGUCAUCGUUACUCAAUCUAGUGCUAGUGUUUCGUCGGGGAAAUUGUUUACUUGGGGAGACGGGGAUAAAAACCGCCUCGGACACGGUGACAAAGAGCCUCGUUUGCAACCUACAUGUGUCCCCGCGCUUAUCGAUUACACCUUUCAUAAAAUUGCUUGCGGGCAUUGUUUAACCGUUGGUUUAACCACUUCGGGGCAUGUUUUCACAAUGGGAAGUACGGUAUAUGGUCAACUUGGAAAUCCAAAUUCGGAUGGGAAGUUACCCUGUUUAGUCGAGGAUAAGCUUACCGUGGAAUGUGUCGAAGAGAUUGCGUGUGGUUCAUAUCACGUGGCUGUCUUAACGUCCCGAAAUGAGGUUUACACUUGGGGUAAAGGAGCCAAUGGACGGUUAGGCCAUGGAGAUAUAGAAGACCGAAAAACGCCAACUUUGGUCGAAACUUUCAAGGAUAGGCUCGUGAAGUAUAUCGCGUGCGGUUCAAACUACACCGCAGCCAUAUGUCUUCACAAGUGCGUCUCUGUUACCGAGCAAUCUCAAUGCUCUGCUUGUAGGCAGGCGUUCGGGUUCACGAGGAAGAGACACAAUUGCUACAAUUGCGGGCUCGUGCAUUGCCACGCUUGUAGUUCAAGAAAAGCCGUGAGGGCUGCUUUGGCCCCGAAUCCAAGUAAACCGUAUCGGGUAUGUGAUUCCUGUUUCACGAAACUGAGUAAGGUGGCCGAGGCUGGAGUUAGUAGCAGGAGAAAUUCCGGGCCACGCCUCUCGGGCGAGAAUAAGGAUAGGCUGGAUAAGGGUGAGUUACGGUUAGCCAAAUUGGGAGUGCCUUCGAACCUUGAUCUGAUUAAGCAAUUAGACUACAAAGCAGCCAAACAAGGAAAGAAAACCGAUACAUUCUCGUUGGGCCGCUCCUCUCAAGCGCUCUCUUCGUUGCAGCUGAAAGAUGUCAGAUCCGUGUCGCCUUUCUCCCGGAAAUCGAGCCCCCCUCGUUCAGCAACACCAAUACCUACAACGUCAGGGCUUUCGUUCUCGAAAAGCAUUGCAGACAGUCUGAAGAAGAAUAACGAAUUGCUAAAUCAAGAAAUUCAUAAGUUGCGAGCACAGGUCGAGAACCUCAGACAUCGAUGCGAACUCCAAGAAUUGGAUCUUCAAAAAUCAACGAAAAACGCUCAGGAAGCAAUGUUUCUAGCUGCAGAGGAAUCUGCUAAAUGUAAAGCUGCAAAAGAAGUGAUAAAGUCGCUUACUUCCCAGCUCAAAGACAUGGCCGAGAGAUUGCCACCGGGGACUUAUGAUGCCGAGAGUUUCAAGCUACCUCACCUAGUUAAUGGAUUAGAGCCGAGCAAUCUUAACUGUGGUGAUUCAAACGGGGAGCAUCGUUCGAGAUUUGACUCGGUUGCCAGCAUAGACACCGACGUGAAUGGAGUAGGGAGUCACGGGGAUUUUGGAACUUACGAGGCUAAUCCAUUCAACCAAGUUCAGGACGUUCCGACCUCCAAUGGCGGGGACGAUCAAUCGAGUGUUAGAUUUCCUAAAGGAAGCAAUCUUCCCGAACGAGCUGACGACAGAGACCCUGGAAAUGGCUCGAGAUCUCGAAACUCUGCUGCUCUUGGCAAUGAUAACCAAAUCGAGGCCGAGUGGAUUGAGCAAUACGAGCCCGGUGUUUAUAUAACGCUAGUAGCCCUCAGAGAGGGUACUAGAGACCUGAAACGAGUGCGCUUCAGUCGUAGAAGAUUCGGGGAGCACCAAGCGGAGAGUUGGUGGUCGGAAAACCGCGAAAAUGUUUACAAGAGAUACAACGUUAGAGGAUCCGACAUGUCUUCGGCUUCCAGCCACGUUUCUCGAAGGUCAGGACCGCUCUCUUCGCCCUCCCAAAGCUAAGAAAAAAUUAGCAGAGAUCUUACUUCUAAACAGGUGUGCUCUUAUGAAAUAGCCAAAAUCCCUUUUCUCUUGCAGCUUCUUUUUCCUUUCCCAAUUUUAUAAUUUUUUUUUCUUGUUUUGAUUUGUAUUUUUGAGAGCUUAUUGCCAUUUUCUUGGCCAUUGUAUUCUACUGUAUAUAAUAUCAUCAAUUGUUGUAUUCAUUGUGAAAAAAAAAGGCAAAAUUUCCUGUACCCUCCCUAGCUGUUUAGACGUAGAAAGAAACUCACAAAUCACACUUUUCGUUUCUCAGUUAUACCGUUAUCACUUUUCGUUCUUC